Molecule: messenger RNA, 827 nt
Organism: Dermatophagoides pteronyssinus (European house dust mite)
Lineage: Eukaryota; Metazoa; Arthropoda; Arachnida; Sarcoptiformes; Pyroglyphidae
Product: proteasome activator complex subunit 1-like
Biological process (GO): regulation of G1/S transition of mitotic cell cycle; positive regulation of endopeptidase activity; regulation of proteasomal protein catabolic process
Cellular component (GO): proteasome activator complex; nucleoplasm; cytoplasm
Molecular function (GO): endopeptidase activator activity
Source: RefSeq, a predicted model, not a curated record
UUAUUGUAAUCGAUUUUCGUUCAUUGACAGUGAAAAAAAUGAAUAACCCUUAUGAAAAAAGAUUAAAUGAAUUGAAGUUAUCAUAUGUCAAUUCUCUUGAAUUGAAUCAAAUAUCGAAACAAUUCAUCGCACAUAUAAAUCGAAUAAAAAAUCUUGGUCAAAUAAUUUUUUGUAAUAUUUUCGAAUCAUUCCGUAAUACGAUUCAAACGGAUAAUUUGAUACCGAUUCCAUGUUCAGUAAAAGAAAUGGCUGAAAAAAUACGGAAAACAUCAAUCGAUCAAUGGUCGAUAAUAAAUCCAUCAUUACAAUGCUAUCGAUUGGAUAAACAGCCACUGUUUUUGAUGGAUUGCAUUCACAUCAAUAUCAAUGAAAGUAUUGUUAAAUUGAUUGAACAAAUUUUACCCGUUAUGAUCGAUAUUGACAAAGAUAUUGAUCGUGUUCAUUAUGCAUUACAGUUAAUAAUGCCAAAAUUGCGUGAUGGAGAAUAUGUAGCCAUUGAUUUACUCGAACAAUUGAUGGAACAAAUUGAAUCGUUUCAAUACGAAAUUCAAACGGCAUAUGAAUGGCUGAUUAGCUAUAAUGAACGAAGAGCUAAUCGAAUCGUCAAUAUUAUCCGUUAUAGUCAUAUUGGUGAUGAUCGAAUCAUUUUAAAUCGAUUCGAUAAAGAUUGUUUAAUCAUGUUUCAUAAAAUUAUUGACGACUUAUAUCGAUGGUCAACAUUAAUGUAUCGAUUAUUCACAAUUAAUCAUGAACAAUUGAUGGAUUUCAAGAAUAUUCACGGCACGACCACUAUCGAUAGAGAAAGAUUUGAAAAUUUUUAUCAAUGA